Molecule: messenger RNA, 685 nt
Organism: Myxozyma melibiosi
Lineage: Eukaryota; Fungi; Ascomycota; Lipomycetes; Lipomycetales; Lipomycetaceae
Exons: 1
Coding region: 237-515 (92 amino acids)
Source: RefSeq, a predicted model, not a curated record
CAACUAUGGUAUGUAUUAAUACUCUGAUAUCUGCUUAACGCAGGGUGGGAUUGUCAUUAUGAUGAGUUUUGAACAAAGUCAUAACUAGAGUCUGUGAUUACUCAUGAUCCGAAAUGCUUCGUACUGAAUAUGUGGAAUCCUGCUCAGAUCUGGUGUGUAUGUGAUGAGUGGAUGCUAAUAGUGUUGUGUAGGUUGUUUAUAUAUCCCGUGCUGGAAGAUAGUCUUCUGUUCUGUUAAUGGUAUGUCUUUGUGUGUUGUUAUCUCUCUUCUCUCUUCUCUCUUCUGCUUCAUCUGAUGAAGAACCUUUGACGUUGGAAUUACCGACUGAAUCUUUAUGUCGAAAAAACUCUGGCACCUCUUCUGAUUACAAGCACAAAGAAGAGAUUGAAGAGCGAGAUGAUGAAAUUUUUAUUGAGCAUCAGCUAACGUCUCUACUAGUAGGUUACUUCUUUUCUUCUUCUUUCUUGUUUUUUCUCUGUACUCUCAUCGGGAUGAAGUUUUGCACUGGGCACUGACGCCAAACGGCGAUUCAUGAGCGAUAUGCAUACAGUGGGCCUAGAAAACCCACGCGACUGAAUUGUAUUUGAUGUAAUUGAGAUUCAUUUAUUGUGGUGCUGUUCUUUGUUAUAUCUCUGGUUGCAGCUGCUUAUCUCUUUUGAUAGAAAUGUACUCCUAAUACCAUCAU